This is a messenger RNA of Fusarium subglutinans, 1182 nucleotides long. Its product is annotated as aspartate aminotransferase cytoplasmic. Gene Ontology annotation, molecular function: FAD binding; proline dehydrogenase activity. Lineage: Eukaryota; Fungi; Ascomycota; Sordariomycetes; Hypocreales; Nectriaceae. The record is from RefSeq and is a predicted model, not a curated record. Bases 1 to 1182 code for a protein of 393 amino acids. The transcript has 2 exons. Gene Ontology annotation, cellular component: mitochondrion.
AUGGCCAACAAGUGGCUACUACGGCCGUCACUUACAUUUAUGGCGCUUAUCACACAGUCCAACGCGGUCAUUCUCAACCCCGAUAAGAACCCAGUGCUCAGUCGCAUUCUUCAGUGGACUAUUUAUGACCACUUUUGCGCUGGGAACAGCAUUCCCGAAGUGUCAAAUACUGUCAAGUACAUCAAGAACCUUGGCUUCCACGGCAUUAUUCUUGGGUACUCGAAAGAUGUCGUAUUGGAUCCCAACGUGAAGCUUCCAACAACAGGCAUUGAGGACUACCCCGUGGAAUGCUACAGGAUGAUUGAUGAGUGGAAGAAUGGCAACAUUGAGACACUGAAAAUGAUUGAGGCUGGCGAUCUUCUUGCGGUCAAAGUUACUGGCGCCGGGCCUAUAGCUGUCGACGCCUUACAAGCAGGUCGCCCUAUGAAUAGCUAUCUCCACAAAGCUCUCAACGAUAUCUGCAACGAAACUCGAAGGCGCGGAUGUCAACUCUGGAUAGAUGCAGAACAACAAGCCAUGCAACCUACCCUCGACGACUGGACCAUCACACUCAUGCGAGAACACAACCGGGACGGGAAUGCUCUGGUUUACAACACUAUCCAAGCUUAUCUCAAAGGCGCUAGACAAAAUGCGAAAAGGCAUAUCAAACUAGCAGCCCAAGAGGGCUGGACUGUCGGUAUCAAGCUAGUUCGUGGCGCAUAUAUCGAGAAUGAGAUCCGAUCUCUAAUCCACGAUACAAAAGAGGAUACGGACAGCUCAUAUAACGAUAUUGCAGACAUGCUAAUUUCUCGAAGAGUGCCCGAUGGAGCUGCCAACCUCAACUUUCCAGACGCGGCACUCGUUCUGGCGACGCAUAACGCCGAGAGUGCGCAAAAGGCUCUCAGCACACACAGAAAGCGCCUUGAGGCUGGACUUCCCACAGUACCUAUGAAGUGUGCUCAGAUCAUGGGCAUGGCCGAUGAGUUGAGUUGUAAACUUCUACAGGAUUACGAGCAAGCUGUCAAGGAGAACAGAGUCACUGCUGAGACACCAAAGAUUUAUAAGUGCUUACCUUGGGGCUCGGUGCAGGAGUGUAUCAAUUAUUUGUACCGACGAGCGGUGGAGAAUCGUGGUGCUGUUGAGAGGACGCAGCAUAUGGCGCAGGCGAUGAGACAGGAGCUUCGACGUAGGAUACUGGGUUGA